This is a messenger RNA of Perkinsus marinus ATCC 50983, 288 nucleotides long. Its product is annotated as Vacuolar ATP synthase subunit F, putative. Bases 1 to 288 code for a protein of 95 amino acids. NCBI's taxonomy places the organism in Eukaryota, Perkinsozoa, Perkinsida, Perkinsidae. Gene Ontology annotation, cellular component: membrane. The transcript is spliced from 4 exons. Gene Ontology annotation, biological process: monoatomic ion transmembrane transport. Gene Ontology annotation, molecular function: proton-transporting ATPase activity, rotational mechanism. The record is from RefSeq and is a predicted model, not a curated record.
AUGGUUGCCAAUAAGAUCGCUAAGAAGUCGGACUUACAUGUUGCCAUUAUCGGUGAUGAGGAGACCGUAUCAGGUUUCUGUCUAGCUGGUUCGGGUAUGCGUGAUGGUAAUGGUAUUACUAACUUCCUCGUAGUAGAUGCCAAGACCCGACGUAAUGACAUCGAGGAAGCCUUUAAGACCUUCGUUGAGCGUCCCGAUGUGGCCAUCAUACCGAGUAAGGAGUCUCAUUAUAACCCAGCUCAGGAUUCCAUCAUGCAACGUGUGCAGAUGUUCUUCGGCCAGGCUUAA